Hyaena hyaena (striped hyena) is the source of this 1013-nucleotide messenger RNA. RefSeq lists its product as uncharacterized. The transcript has 7 exons. Gene Ontology annotation, molecular function: protein binding. Lineage: Eukaryota; Metazoa; Chordata; Mammalia; Carnivora; Hyaenidae. The record is from RefSeq and is a predicted model, not a curated record. Bases 111 to 944 code for a protein of 277 amino acids.
GACCCCCAAAGGAGGCAUCAGAUUCUUGGUGGACAGCUCUCAUAUCCCCUCCUGGGAACACAAUGAAAAAGGUCUUUGGAAAGAUAGCUUUAUGAGGCCAGAGGAACUUUAUGCACCAGCAAGACAUGUCGGGAAGCUCCUCAGGUCGAAACACAAGCAGUCAGAUUUGUGCAUCUGAUUCAUCGUACUGCUCCGAUCUGAGUGAGUCACACACUUGGUCAGCUCUGUCGAGGAAAAGAAGGUUUCAUCCACAUUCGGAUUCUGGAAUAGCAUCCCUGCUUCCAUCAGACUCUUUUAAGUUCCUCACUUGGCACAAUGUAGAACAACAUGACAUUCGAGGAAGUCAGCUGCGUUGCCCAAGAGUAAGAGAAGGACCCUCCACAGAAGAGUUGCUCUUCAGACAGGAGGAGUGUGCCAUGCCUGCUCGGAAAAGAGGCCUGGAAAAAAGCAAAUGGGAAACGUGGCUACAAGAAAACUGGGAGCAGUGCAUGAACUUGAACCUUUCAUUUCAGGAUUUGGGGGACCCUUAUCAAGUUGCAAAUUUUAACAGGAUUCUCCGAAGACUAAUUCGAGUUGAAAACCUCUGGUUAGUGGAUAAUUCACUGGUGGACUUAAGUGCCAUAAGAUUGCCAAGAUGCAGAGUUUUAAAUAUGAACCAAAACCAUCUCACAUCUUUCAAACAAUUGCCAAAGAUACCCCAGAUACGGCAUUUAUCCUUGGCUGAAAACCACAUUGAGUCUCUGACUGGGCUCUCCAGUUUGCAGUGCACUCCAUUAGAAUCCCUUGUGCUCAAGAGGAACCCUUGUGAGUUUCACCAAAAUUACCGGAAACGAGUAUUCUCCUGUUUGCCAAACUUGAAAAUGCUCGAUGGAAUCCUGAAGCUACCAGAAGAUUCUUCACCACCAGAAAGCAAUGUUUUUUCAAAACUAUGUAUUACAUCUUAAUGCAAUCUGUAGAGAAAGAAAUCACUACUGUCUAUAAAAGCUAAUAAAUAUAGGAGAUGCAUAACUAAA